GCUACAGCUGGCACUAGCAGCGGAAAAGAUGGCCGCGCGGAGGGAGUGCAGAGAGCCUGCACGGCCGGCUAGAAACACAGAAGGGACAGCUGCAUGAAGUCUCUCCCAAUUCAGAGAUUGAUAGGCGGUGACAAGGCAGCAGCCCUCGGGCAGAAAGACGCUGAGAGACCUCGUCCCCACAAGGAUAACUGUCAGGGGCUACACUUGGCCCACUGCCCACAAAAAGACCGCUAAUAGAGAACAUUUCCCAAACCCGGAAUUGGGUGAGACCGUCUUAGCCAAUCUUCUGAGAGGCGUUCGUAACGUCAUUGGUUGCUUUCCAGCCAUUCUCGUGACGUCAUCCCGCAGCGCCGGAAACGGUGUGGCACGGCCGGAACAGAGAGAUCGUGUCGGUCUCGGUUGUGUUGAGGGUAAUGAUGCGGGUGUGCUGGCUGGUGAGACAGGACAGCCGGCACCAGCGAAUCAGGCUCCCACAUUUGGAAGCAGUUGUGAUUGGGCGCAGCCCCGAGACCAAGAUCACUGAUAAGAAAUGUUCUCGACAGCAAGUACAGUUGAAAGCAGAGUGUAACAAGGGAUAUGUCAAGGUAAAGCAGGUAGGGGUCAAUCCCACCAGCAUUGACUCAGUCAUAAUUGGGAAGGACCAAGAGGUGAAGCUGCAGCCUGGCCAGGUUCUCCACAUGGUGAAUGAACUUUAUCCAUAUAUUGUAGAGUUUGAGGAAGAGGCAAAGAGCCCUGGCCUGGAAACACACAGGAAGAGAAAGAGGUCAGGUGACAGUGAUUCUGUAGAAAGGGAUGUUGCCCAGGAAGCUGAGCCAGGGACAGGACUGGAUCCCAAGAGCAGCCCUACCCAAUGCUCUGUGCCCACAGAGAAGGAGGAAGAUGCAGCUACCAAAAAGGUAUCAAUAGGCCACUGGAGUCAAGGUUUGAAGAUUUCUAUGCAGGAUCCCAAAAUGCAGGUUUACAAAGAUGAGCAGGUGGUGGUGAUUAAGGAUAAAUAUCCCAAGGCGCGUCAUCACUGGCUGGUCUUACCAUGGGCCUCCAUUUCCAGUCUGAAGGCUGUGACCCGGGAACACCUUGAGCUCCUCAAACACAUGCACACUGUGGGGGAAAAGGUGAUUGCAGAUUGUGCUGGCUCCAGCAAACUCCGCUUUCGAUUGGGCUACCAUGCCAUCCCCAGCAUGAGCCAUGUGCACCUUCAUGUGAUCAGCCAGGACUUUGAUUCCCCCUGCCUUAAAAACAAAAAACAUUGGAAUUCUUUCAAUACGGAAUACUUCUUAGAAUCACAAGCUGUGAUCGAGAUGGUACAAGAGGCUGGCAGAGUGACUGUUGGAGAUGGGAUGCCCGAGCUCCUGAAGCUGCCCCUUCGUUGUCAUGAGUGUCGGCAGCUGCUACCUUCUAUUCCUCAGCUGAAGGAGCAUCUCAGGAAGCACUGGCCGAAGUGACUCUGAGGAGACCGAACUUCUGCAGCAAGUGUGGCCAAUCCUUUGGCACGAACUCCUGGCACUUGUUUUGGAUUGCUUGUGAACUUUUACUUAUUUCUUGAAUUAAAACAUGGCAGCUUGUUCAGAAA
Loxodonta africana (African savanna elephant) is the source of this 1570-nucleotide messenger RNA. It is a transcript of the gene APTX, whose product is annotated as aprataxin. Gene Ontology annotation, biological process: single strand break repair. The record is from RefSeq and is a predicted model, not a curated record. Bases 414 to 1442 code for a protein of 342 amino acids. The transcript is spliced from 8 exons. Lineage: Eukaryota; Metazoa; Chordata; Mammalia; Proboscidea; Elephantidae. Gene Ontology annotation, cellular component: nucleus. Gene Ontology annotation, molecular function: protein binding; double-stranded RNA binding; single-strand break-containing DNA binding.